AUGUUAUCGCUCCAACUAGCGCUUACAGUUAUCGUGGCAGCGACGUCACUGAUUACCUGCACGGCAUCGGAGCAGCACGAUGCAGUGCCGGGAACAGAGGUCAAGUGCACGUGCAAUCCGUGCGGGUGUAUGGUAGGCGCGCCACCGCCUCCGUCCCCUCCGCCGCCCUCGCUGCCGCCUCCGAGUAAUCCCUCGAGCUCGUAUUGUCCGCCACCACCGCCCGUGCCCCCCGCGCCGUACCUGUACAUAGUCGGCAACCCGGGGAGCUUGUACCCGGUGGAUCCCGGGUUCUACCCUUCGAAUGCUCGCCGCGAACUCGCCGUGCCGCCGCCGGUUUUCGUGGUGUUCGGAUUCUUAGCACUGUUGUUCUUCCGUGCGUGA
Molecule: messenger RNA, 381 nt
Organism: Ananas comosus (pineapple)
Lineage: Eukaryota; Viridiplantae; Streptophyta; Magnoliopsida; Poales; Bromeliaceae
Product: leucine-rich repeat extensin-like protein 6
Exons: 1
Coding region: 1-381 (126 amino acids)
Source: RefSeq, a predicted model, not a curated record